GAUUUUCAAUUUACAUUGAGCAAAUACAUUUGGUGCUAAUUUUAAUUAAUCUAACUACUCCAUCUAUCACAAUUUAUGUAAUAUUAAACACUAUCAACAUGUCAUGUAUAUUGAAUCCUACUUAUAAAGUCCUCGAAACAAAAAUAUCUUUUGUGAACAUUACAAAUUCUUUUCGUAUUUCAUAAAAUUGUAUAUUCAAUUAAACUAAAACACGUAGAUAUAUAUAUUAGUAACGGACGGCACAUCUCAAGAGAAAAAGUCACAAAUGGCAAAGUUUGGUCAUGAGAGGCCACACACAAAAUAUCGAUUGUUAUAUUUCAACAGGACGGACACUUCUUAACCGUUGGAUCAAACCAAUGAAAACUUGAUCAUUAUUUGUAUAUAAGGUCCUGAAUAUCUAUCGAUUCAAAUUACUAAAAAUUUGUGUGAAAAAAAAUAAAUUGAAAAUGCGUGAGAUUCUUCAUAUUCAAGCAGGACAAUGUGGGAAUCAAAUCGGAUCAAAAUUCUGGGAAGUUGUAUGUGACGAACACGGGAUUGAUCCAACUGGAAAAUACUGUGGAGAUUCAGAAUUGCAGCUUGAAAGAGUUAAUGUUUAUUACAAUGAAACUGGGAAUGGACGUUACGUGCCACGGGCAGUUCUCAUGGACCUUGAACCUGGUACUAUGGACAGCAUCAAAUCAGGUCCAUUUGGUCAGAUUUUUCGCCCUGAUAACUAUGUUUUCGGACAAUCUGGUGCUGGAAAUAAUUGGGCGAAAGGACAUUAUACUGAGGGUGCUGAACUUAUUGACUCUGUUCUUGAUGUUGUUCGAAAAGAAGCUGAAAACUCCGAUUGCUUACAAGGAUUUCAGGUGUGUCACUCACUUGGAGGAGGGACAGGAUCAGGAAUGGGGACACUGUUGAUAUCAAAGAUCAGAGAAGAAUAUCCAGACAGAAUGAUGCUUACCUUCUCUGUUUUCCCAUCUCCAAAAGUCUCAGACACAGUGGUUGAGCCUUACAAUGCUACACUUUCUGUCCAUCAACUUGUUGAAAAUGCUGAUGAGUGUAUGGUUCUUGAUAAUGAAGCUCUCUAUGACAUCUGCUUCAGGACUCUCAAACUAUCCACACCAAGUUUUGGAGACCUGAAUCACCUGAUUUCAGCAACAAUGAGUGGUGUGACAUGUUGCUUGCGAUUCCCUGGCCAGCUGAAUUCUGAUCUUCGAAAACUAGCUGUGAACUUAAUCCCUUUCCCAAGGCUUCAUUUUUUUAUGGUUGGAUUCGCGCCUCUAACAUCAAGAGGAUCUCAGCAAUAUCGAGCACUUACAGUCCCUGAACUGACGCAACAAAUGUGGGAUUCCAAGAACAUGAUGUGUGCUGCUGAUCCAAGACACGGCCGUUACCUCACAGCAUCAGCAUUGUUUAGAGGCAAAAUGAGCACAAAAGAAGUUGAUGAGCAAAUGAUGAAUGUGCAGAACAAGAACUCUUCCUAUUUUGUGGAAUGGAUUCCGAACAAUGUCAAAUCCAGUGUUUGUGACAUACCACCUAGAGGGCUUUCGAUAUCUUCAACAUUUAUUGGGAAUUCAACUUCAAUUCAAGAAAUGUUUAGGAGAGUGAGUGAGCAGUUCACUGCAAUGUUUAGGAGAAAGGCAUUUUUGCAUUGGUACACUGGAGAAGGGAUGGAUGAAAUGGAAUUUACUGAAGCAGAGAGUAAUAUGAAUGAUCUUGUGGCAGAGUAUCAGCAGUAUCAAGAUGCCACAGCUGAAGAAAACAGUGAUUAUGAAGAUGAAACUGGAGAAGAUUAAAGGUGUUCGACCAAUCUGCUAUUACGUAUGUUACGUGCUGCUGUGAACCUGAAACUCCACUAGAUUUAUGUUUUCUCUACUAUAUUUGUACUGUGUUUAUGCAUUUCUGAUACUGUGAACCUCUUACCUAUUUACUACUUUUGUUCAUUCAAAAGGUGUUAAUGGCAAGAACACAAUGUAUUGUAUCCUUGUCAUGACUUUGUACCUUAAAGGAUUCUACUCUAGUGAGUAGAAUUUGAUCGCAAAAUUUACCUGAUAUAUGUUGAAGACACUUCUUAAGUUUGUGUGCUCGCAUAUGUUAAUUCAAAACAAAUAGUGAGUACACAACUUUCUGCAAAGAAUUUCCUUCUAAAUGAAUUGGAUCAUGUCACAUGAUAAUUACUUCUCCAUCCUCCCUUUAGUGUCAAAGAAAGGGGUGCUUGCAACACUAUCAAUAGCUUUAAUCUAACAAUGAAAAGUAACUUUGUAAGAUAAUAAGUAUUAGUUGAAUGAUCAGCAGGCACGCAUAGAGAAAGCUGACAAUUCCCAACUCGCACAACACUAGUUAAACAUGGUGUGACAGAACAAAUGCACAACACAUGAUGAAAUAUGAAACUCAUAAAGAAUGCGACGUGCAUCAAAAUCUAAAGGAAUAAUGACAGCAAAUGAAGAACAAA
Molecule: messenger RNA, 2434 nt
Organism: Solanum lycopersicum (tomato)
Lineage: Eukaryota; Viridiplantae; Streptophyta; Magnoliopsida; Solanales; Solanaceae
Product: tubulin beta-3 chain
Biological process (GO): microtubule cytoskeleton organization; mitotic cell cycle
Cellular component (GO): microtubule; cytoplasm
Molecular function (GO): GTP binding; GTPase activity; structural constituent of cytoskeleton
Source: RefSeq, a predicted model, not a curated record